Syngnathus typhle (broad-nosed pipefish) is the source of this 3820-nucleotide messenger RNA. RefSeq names its product cytohesin-3-like. NCBI's taxonomy places the organism in Eukaryota, Metazoa, Chordata, Actinopteri, Syngnathiformes, Syngnathidae. The transcript is spliced from 16 exons. Gene Ontology annotation, biological process: regulation of ARF protein signal transduction. The record is from RefSeq and is a predicted model, not a curated record. Gene Ontology annotation, molecular function: guanyl-nucleotide exchange factor activity. Bases 857 to 2041 code for a protein of 394 amino acids.
AUCAAAGGGUUGGGGGGGGGUGAGUUCCCAUGGAGUCACAAAGCUAUGUUUAUCUGAUCUGAUCAGAAAACGCAGCAUGGUAACAAUAGGCCUUGAGUCAUCUCUGUGAUCCGAUUGGAUCAGAUGUAACGGAGCUGUGAGAAUGGUGCACAUUGUGAACAACACAUGGAUCGAGUUAGCGUUUCAUUGAUCGCAGGAUUUUGGCACGACUGUGGGAUUUGGAGAGGAACGUUCACAUCCGAUUUAUUCUGGAGUGGAAAAUAUGGAUGUUGGACAUAUGAACAUGGAAUAACCUACCGGUACUUACAUUCACUUUUCCAGGGACGAUCCCUAGACCCGGCUUGCAGCUGAGAGUCCAGGAAGAGGGGUGAGGUAGAGGACUGAUUGUGCCACACCACAGGGGACAAUGGAAGAAAGUUUGAGGAAAGGAAGUGAAGUGACGGAGACGCCCUCAUCCUGCGCCCUCUAUUAGGGGCGGGGCUUGGGACGUCGAAGCGGUUGCAGCGGAGCGAAUGUGAACACACUCGCAGAGGAUGAAUCAGAGAGAGAAGGAGGGGGAGAACAGUCUCGUCGCGUGGACACAUUUCCAUUUCACGCGUCCUUCCUCACAAUUAAGGAUCUGAUUAACAUUCAUUUGUGGGCAGAUUGCUGCCACUUUGCACUCCUUCAUUCUCACCAUCAUCUGCUUGUAUCCAGACGUCUGACAGACUCAUACACACCGGCUUGUCACCGAGGAAAGAGACGGGGGGAGAGAGGGGAGAAAAAAAAAUCCUAAUAAGAGAAGAAAAACAUAGAUUUGCAGGGGUCCAUCCGGACACACCUUGAGGAGGACUGCCCUGUCACCGCUUGGAUCAAUAUGGAUGAAGACAAUCAUGUUCCUGAGGAUCUCUCCCUGGAGGAGAAGGAUGAGCUGUGCAACAUCCGGCGUAGGAAAAGAGAACUGCUGGACGACAUUGAGAGGUUGAAGUUUGAAAUUGCCGAGGUCAUGACAGAAAUCGAGCAGCUGACGUGUGUUGGCGAGAGUAAAACCUCCCAGAGAAACAAACAGAUCGCAAUGGGCAGGAAGAACUUCAACAUGGACCCUAAAAAGGGAAUCCAGUUCUUACUUGAGAACGACCUCCUUCAGCACACUCCAGAAGACAUUGCGCAAUUCCUGUAUAAAGGAGAAGGUCUCAAUAAGACGGUCAUUGGAGACUACCUCGGCGAACGGGAUGACUUCAACAUUAAGGUGCUGCAGGCUUUUGUGGAGCUACACGAGUUUGCUGACCUCAACCUCGUCCAAGCGCUACGGCAAUUCCUGUGGAGUUUCCGUUUGCCAGGUGAAGCUCAGAAGAUCGAUCGCAUGAUGGAGGCCUUUGCUUCACGCUACUGCCAGUGCAACCCGGGGGUUUUCCAGUCUACAGAUACUUGCUACGUGCUGUCGUUUGCUAUCAUCAUGCUGAAUACCAGCCUGCAUAACCCCAACGUUAGAGACAAGCCCCCCGUGGAGCGUUUCAUCUCCAUGAACAGAGGGAUCAAUGAAGGCGGAGACUUGCCAGAGGAGCUUCUCAGGAACCUUUACGAGAGCAUAAAAAACGAGCCGUUUAAGAUCCCGGAGGAUGACGGGAAUGAUCUGACGCAUACCUUCUUCAACCCCGACAGAGAAGGCUGGCUCUUAAAGCUCGGCGGCAGGGUGAAGACGUGGAAGAGGAGGUGGUUCAUACUGACAGACAACUGCCUGUAUUACUUUGAAUACACAACCGAUAAAGAGCCCCGUGGGAUUAUCCCCUUGGAAAACCUGAGUAUCCGUGAAGUGGAUGAACCUAGGAAACCGAACUGCUUCGAGCUCUACAACCCUAACCACAAAGGGCAAGUCAUCAAGGCCUGCAAAACGGAAGCGGACGGACGCGUGGUGGAGGGCAACCACGUGGUUUACAGAAUCUCGGCCCCCACGCCAGAGGAGAAGGAGGAAUGGAUCAAAUCCAUCAAAGCCAGCAUCAGCAGAGAUCCUUUCUAUGAUAUGUUGGCCACCAGGAAGAGGAGGAUAGCCAAUAAGAAAUAACCAAAGGCAUCUUUCAACUUCUUUCCUUUGGAUCACUGCCACGUCCGAGUCCAGCAAAAUCAAACUUUCACUUGAGGAUCAGGAGUUGCACUAUGGGCAACAUUUUGGUGGGACACGUCUGCUAAGACUUUGACCCGUCUGUAAAGACGCCCUCUGGCGGAUAUUACGAGGAAUGACAUGUACUUCACUCAACUGAUGGGUACCAUUCUGGACAAUCUUGUCUUGAUGAAAGCCUCAAACAAAAUCAGCUGGUCUGAUUUGUAUAUGCAAAAUGCACUGACUUAUCUGUGGCUAUAGACAAACACAAAACCCCAACAGACUCGAAACUAUUAGGGAUAUUGGGUUUUUAGAUGCAAUUUCAGGAUGAACAUAAGAGGCAUUACAGUGCUGCCUUGAGUUACGAGUGACUCGAGCUUAAGGACAAUACAACAAAAUUCAAAUGUAUUUAUAAAGCGCAGUGGGUGAACACAUGAAUACCCCUUCCCGCCCAAGGACGCAUAAUGCUCGACUAUCGUUAUAAGAUUAUCAUUAAGUUUGAGGUGUAUUUAGAGCUUAAACAUUAAACAUGUUCAAUAAAUUGAAACCUAAAACAUUUUUUGUGUGUGGGGAGAGCCGACUACUUAUUGGUAAAUAUUAAAUAAUAUAUAGAGCGUAGCCAAUUGAAGCAGCGCCCUGACUGACGAACGAGGCGGUGAUAAAUAAAACAUGUGCUUCUUACUCAAUGUCGUUCUUUCUAUAAAACUAGACUCCCCAAAGAGCAAUUUACAGAGCAAAUUGUUUUUUGUCGACGAUACCAUAUAACAACGCUCCUCCACAAAAUAUUUACGAACAUUCGGCAAGUAUCGGUACCGGAAGUACCUGCCCGCUUCUCUUCGCGCUUGUGAUGUCAAGCGUGAUCACGCGAGAAGUCCGCCUUGUGUGACGUCCAUAUUACACUGCCUCCUAGCGGCCCAGGUAUACACAACACAAGGAUCACAAUUAAUAGCAUUUCCAUUCAUUUUAAUUCAAACUUGAUUUAAAUGCAUUUUAGUUUCAUCCUAAAAUCCUACCGAAAAGCAAAAUAGCUAAAAAAUGUUUGGGGAGUAGUGUAUUUGUGAAAUAUGUGUUCCCGUUCUUGGAAUAUUAGUUAGCAUACUGGGAAUAAUUUGCACUUUUGUAUUAUUUGGUGUCUUUAGAGUAGCAACACAAAUUUGAUGAUCCACCUUUGUAAUUUUUUUUGUAAUUUAUUUCCUUAAUUUUUAACAAAAUCAAUUUACAAUCUGCAUGUAUAUGAUGUACAUUGUUUUUGUUUUUAUGUACUGUAUUUUCCAAGUGAUUGAGUGACCAUUAUUUAGUUCAGCACUUUACAAUCAUGGAAAAGUGUUUGAAUGACAUUAGCAAGAGGAUGGUGGGGGUGUAAAAAACAAUAUACAGUAUAGGAUGUUGGGAAAAAAACAUCUAGUAUGAUCACUGAGCAGUUCUUUGGUUAUUUCAUAAGCCAUUUUUAGUUUUUUUUUUUUUAAUGACUAGACCCUUCAACAGGUUAUUAUUAUUCAUUUAAGUGCUUCUUUACUGUAUGGUGUACACAGAUAUGACAAUCUAUUUUGUGAAAAAUACAAAAACGUUUUCUAAUCGCCCCUCAAAUAUUUAGAACACUUUUCCAGCUAUUCCAGUGCAGUUUUCCACACACAAAAACAACAGUACAAUUUCUGACAUUAACAAAAUGUAUUUUAAGGCAUUUACCUUGUACAAUGUAUAAAUGCUGACAUGCUAAAUUAAAGGAAUAAUACAAGUUUUCAA